UUCGUUGAUAUUUCAUCAAUCUUUUCUUGAUCGUAGUUUCGUCUUUAUUAUUCUUCUUGUUGUGUUAUCGUGGACAAUUUUCCUACAAGUUCUUUGUUUCCUAUGAAGAGGUAGUAAAUCAACCAUAUGUAGAAAUCCCGUUCAUACAACCAAGAGAGUGCCAUUUUGUAUUAUUCUAUUCUGACCAUGGGGGAGAGCUCAGCACAAAAUUUGUGUCUCAAGAUCUUGGUGGCAAAAGAUGAAAACAAAGUAAUUAUGGCAGAGUCAGAUAAAGACUUCAUCGAAGUGCUUUUCAGUUUUAUGGUGAUGCCUAUUGCAAGUGCAAUUAGGUGUACUCGUAAUUGCUUAUCGGGAGGAAUUGGUUGUUUGAGUAACCUAUAUGGAAGUGUUGAGAAUCUCGACAUGAACUUACUUGAAGACGAAAGGUUCCAAGAUGUUCUGCUUAAUCCUCGGAGUGCGGCUGAAAUAUACUGUAAGAACCUUGAAAUGAAUCUAAUUGAAAGGAGUUGUUAUGAUUUUUAUGUAUGUCAUAACAAUGAAUGCAAAGUGAUAAGUUAUUACAAGCUUGGUAAGUGUCGUUGUGGAGAAGCCUGGAAACACAGGCUAGAAAUUGCACCUGGCUCAAGGUUUUUUCCUGAAGUGGAAGGCGGUUUUCUGAAAUCAACUGUACGAUUCAUCAUUACGGACGACUUUAAAGUGAUGCCUGUGGCCACCAUGGCUGAUUUAACACUGCUUAGCGAGCUUGGAAAAUAUGCAAAAGUAGAAGAGAGGACCAUCAAGAUAGGAAGAGACGAGGUUCUGAACUUGCUCAAGCGUUCCUUAAUAUCAAAAACGCCAUUGUCUGAGACAUUCUUAAAACCAUCUAUUGACAAGUCCAACAUUGAACAUCUUAACAUGAAAUAUCGGCCAGGAGGCAUGAAUCCUGGUUUGAAAGUUACAGACUUUUGGAACGGAAAGCCCAGAAUCUGUCUUAAACUCUUCUUCGACAAAGUCAAUGACAUAGUCUUAUAUGCAGUGGUUGAGGAAGAUUUUGUUAAUAUGUUAUGCGCUUUCCUCGCAUUUCCGCUCGGCUACAUUUUCAAUCAGUUUCCAUGUUUGUCAUUCGAGGGGUGCAUGGGAAACUUGCAUAAGAGCAUCCAGGGUGCCGACAUCAAUUUAUUUUCCCAUGAGGAAAGGAAGGAAAUGUUGGUUAACCCAAAGUUGUCUCCAGGUCUUGCUUACACCAGUAAUCUAAUUGACAUAGAAGAAGCCACCGUUCCAUCAUAUUCUACCUUUUCACCUCUCCUUGAAGCCAAAUAUAAAAUUUUGAGGUCAAAUCCCAAUCUUGGAAAUCAAAAGGUUUUUGAUGGAUUUGUAAAAGGACCAGCUACGUUUUUGGUCAUGGACAAUUUGGAAGUAAAGCCUCUAUCUCCUAUAUCUGUCAAACUUCUUAUAGACAAAUUGAUGGUUCCCCUCAGUGAUAUUGGUGAGCAGGCAGUGAUCUUGGAUAAAAAUAAGGCUAUGCGUCUGUUGGCAGCUUCAUUGGCAUCCAAACACGCUCUGACUAGUACAUUCUUGCACAAAGAGACAAAUCUUGAUUGCUUCGAUUUCCUGCGAGUAAUGUGGGGAGGAAAGAGGUUCGGCUCCAAGCACUACUAAAUGGCGACGAACGCAUAUGUUUAAGGUUCCUCAAACUUUCUCAUACCUAGUACUAGUUAAUAUUACAAGUUGAUUGGGGAGCUUGAUCAUCAUCAUGUUUAGUAGUUAAUGGUUCAUUGGUCUUAAUGUGAACCUUAAUUAACAAGGAGCAUUGGCUUUGAAACCUGUUAUAUGAGAAAUGGUAUGUUUUAUUAUUACCUUUGUUUGUAGUAUGAAGUCAAACAAACUGCAUUGUGC
This is a messenger RNA of Cynara cardunculus var. scolymus (artichoke), 1875 nucleotides long. RefSeq lists its product as uncharacterized. The coding region runs from base 187 to 1638 and encodes 483 amino acids. The transcript is spliced from 5 exons. Lineage: Eukaryota; Viridiplantae; Streptophyta; Magnoliopsida; Asterales; Asteraceae. The record is from RefSeq and is a predicted model, not a curated record.